This is a messenger RNA of Cucurbitaria berberidis CBS 394.84, 1081 nucleotides long. RefSeq lists its product as uncharacterized. Lineage: Eukaryota; Fungi; Ascomycota; Dothideomycetes; Pleosporales; Cucurbitariaceae. The transcript has a single exon. The coding region runs from base 144 to 875 and encodes 243 amino acids. The record is from RefSeq and is a predicted model, not a curated record.
AGGUCUACUAGGUGUAAAGCUACUGUCCUGCCAGUCCAAACGUCAUUCUGUUUCUUCACGACAACACGGUUGAAUGACAAAGCACGAAAGGUUUCUGGACAUCUCGGGACAUCUCUACCGUUCGGACACACCCCAACAUCAACAUGGCGGACGCACGAGCUAUGCUGCGCCAGCAGCGAGCAGCACGGCAACAAGCACAAAAGCCCCAGAAGCAGUCGGCGGCCCCUGCAGCAGUACCCACAUCGAAGAAGAGGAAGGCAGCAGACGAACAUGCAGAGGAGAGGAAAAGGACGCGAACAGAGGCAGAUGCUGGUGUUCCUGCAGGCUUCUUCGAUGAUGGAGCUGCGAAAGAUGACGAGAUGCCCACCGAACAUGCGCACACAGACCAGGAAAGCAAGCAGGUACCAGAUACACAAACAGCAGAGCCGACACAGACGAAUGGUCCAUCACUUGACCCUUCAGCCGAAGCAGAACUGGACGCCUUUAUGAACGAAAUGAAUCGAGAGAAGCCCGCGCAACCUCACCCUGCCACAUACUCAGGCGCCGUCAUAGAAGCUGCCCCAAUGACAGUCGCUGAGAUUGCCGCACAAGCACGAGAAGAGCUGAGCGCACAACGAGCCAAGCGGGACGAAGAAAUGGAAGGCGAGAAGGAGGAUGCUGCACGAGCAUUGGAAGACGAGUUCGAGGAGAUGGAGGGGCUGGAAGAGCGCGUCAAGAAGCUUCGGGAACAGAGGGAAGCGUUACGAUUGAAGCAUGUUCAACCGGCAGAUGCAGAGGACAUUGUGCUGGACCCUCCACUGCCUGCUGAUGGUGGCGAAAGCGAGUCUGAGGACGAGGAUGAGGACUGGGACGACUGGAGGUUUCGUCCAGCUUAAAGGUUAUGAGCAUCUUGCGGUUAGCAAGUUUGUUCGAGCUCGCAUUAUACCAUAUGUACUACUACUACUACUACUACUACUACUACUACUACCGUGAUACCCGGUUAGGCGUUAACAAAAUAGCUAUAGACUGCGAUCUAGCUUGAAUCUAGCAGGCUACUAGUCCUUGCAAGUAAAUAAAUGUAUUAGAAUGCCAUGAUCCUUCC